AUGGCGGCUGUACAAGUCUUCCCCGAGGAGAAUGUGGACAAGGUGGAGGAGUUCACACGCGUGCGAGUGAACGGCAAAGAUCUGAAUUUGACCCUGCUAAUGCAAGCCGAUGAGCUCGCCCCAUUGUUCUCCGGUGCCGCUUGGGCGGGUACGCUGCUGUGGGAUGCCGCCGUGCACUUGGCCCGUCGUUUCCUGACGGAUUAUCGCCAGCAACUCGAAGAUCCGAGCAAUUCGCUGCGUGUCAUCGAACUGGGCGCUGGAAUCGGCGUGCCGGGUAUGGCAGCGCGAGUUGCAGGUGCUAAGCACGUGAUCCUAACGGAACAGGACGAGCUGUUGCGACUGAUGCACGUCAACCUGGCUGCCAACGCGGAGGUCCUGAAUCUUCCAAACGGCGAGGAAGAUGGCGACGAGAAAGGAGGGAUCGUAGCGAGACCAUUGAGCUGGGGCGUGCAGCAGACGAACGAGUAUUUGGCUCAAUAUCCCGACGAGAAGGUGGACGUGGUGCUGUCGUGCGACUGCAUCUACGAGCCGCUGUACGGCACGUCGUGGCGCGCACUGGCGCAGACAAUGGAGCUGCUGUGCUUAGCGUACCCGAAGUGCAUUGUCCUCAUGGGCGUCGAGCGGCGUAACCAGGACGGCAUCGACAAGUUCUUGGCGUUCGUGGAUACAGACACCAAACUGCAGUACAGACUGGACGAGCAAACUUUCGGCACCAACAAGAAUCGAUUAGAGGUGUAUUAUCUAGGUCUGGAGACAGAAUUAAGAGACUAG
Phytophthora infestans T30-4 is the source of this 771-nucleotide messenger RNA. RefSeq lists its product as uncharacterized. Bases 1 to 771 code for a protein of 256 amino acids. The transcript has 3 exons. The record is from RefSeq and is a predicted model, not a curated record. Lineage: Eukaryota; Oomycota; Peronosporomycetes; Peronosporales; Peronosporaceae.